Molecule: messenger RNA, 2162 nt
Organism: Chelmon rostratus (copperband butterflyfish)
Lineage: Eukaryota; Metazoa; Chordata; Actinopteri; Chaetodontiformes; Chaetodontidae
Gene: ckmt1
Product: creatine kinase, mitochondrial 1
Exons: 9
Coding region: 92-1339 (415 amino acids)
Biological process (GO): phosphocreatine biosynthetic process
Cellular component (GO): mitochondrion
Molecular function (GO): creatine kinase activity
Source: RefSeq, a predicted model, not a curated record
GCUCCUCGUCACCGCCGCUCCCGUCAACCUGUCCCUCCCUCCCUUUGGCCGUGGAAAUAAUACCCUUUUAACGCCUUUAAAGAAAAGAAAAAUGGCAAGCAGCUUCUCGAGAAUCCUGUCCUCCAAGCGGAACGUCGGGAUCCUGUCGCUGGUGGGAGGCUCUGUAACGGCUGGAUUUCUGCUCCACCGGGAACAUGUCAGCGCCGGAGUCCCUGUGCGCAGGAGGUACCCCGCCAGUGCCGAGUACCCUGACUUGCGCAAACACAACAACUGCAUGGCAAGUAACCUGACACCUGCCAUCUAUACCAAGCUGUGUGAUAAGGCCACUCCCAACGGUUACACACUGGACCAAGCCAUCCAGACGGGCGUGGACAACCCUGGGCACCCCUUCAUCAAGACUGUUGGCAUGGUGGCAGGAGACGAGGAGUCUUACGAGGUAUUUGCAGAACUGCUGGACCCUGUGAUCAAAGAGAGACACAACGGCUAUGAUCCCAAAAUCAUGAAGCACCCCACCGACCUGGAUGCCAGCAAGAUCCAGUCGGGCCAGUUUGACGAGCGUUACGUGCUGUCGUCCAGGGUGAGAACGGGCCGCAGUAUCCGGGGGCUCAGCCUGCCUCCCGCCUGCACUCGGGCAGAGCGCAGGGAGGUGGAGAGGGUGGUGGUGGAUGCUCUGGCUGGUUUGAAGGAUGACCUGACCGGGAAGUACUACAGUCUCACCCAGAUGACAGAAAAGGAGCAGCAGCAGCUCAUUGAUGACCAUUUCCUGUUUGAUAAGCCAGUAUCACCCCUGCUGACGUGCGCAGGCAUGGCCCGGGACUGGCCAGAUGCUCGUGGUAUCUGGCACAACAACGACAAAACAUUUCUGAUUUGGGUUAAUGAGGAGGAUCACACCAGGGUCAUCUCCAUGGAGAAGGGAGGGAACAUGAAGAGAGUCUUCGAGAGGUUCUGCAGAGGCCUCAAGGAGGUGGAGCAUCUGAUCCAGGAGAAAGGCUGGGAGUUCAUGUGGAACGAGAGGCUGGGCUACAUCCUCACCUGCCCCUCCAACCUGGGCACAGGGCUCAGGGCCGGGGUCCACGUCAAGCUGCCCUUGUUGAACAAGGAUCCCCGCUUCAGUAAGAUCCUGAGCAACCUGCAUCUGCAGAAGCGAGGCACAGGCGGUGUGGACACCGCUGCUGUGGGCGGUGUGUUCGACAUCUCCAACCUGGACCGCCUGGGACUAAGUGAGGUCCAGCUGGUGCAGACAGUGGUUGAUGGCGUCAACUACCUGAUCGAGUGUGAGAAGAGACUGGAGAAAGGCCAGGACAUCAAGGUGCCCCCACCCAUCAAGUCGUUCAAGUAGACACUGAUCCCUGACCUCACCCCACAACUCUGGGCACCAACACAUGCACCGACACCUCGCUCUGUGCCCAUAGAUAUUAUAAAUAUCUAUGUCAUUGCCUCCUUUAUUACUACUACUUAUCUAAUCACUCCUCCCUGCCCUCCCAGAAUACAUCUCUAAUAUAAUCUGCAUAUAUUAUACGCAGCUAUCUGGCUGAACCAAACCAGAGUCCCAGAAUACUGCAUUGGGCUUUAGUGUGUUUCAGUUGUUUGAAGGGUUUUUAUCCUUAAACCAAAUUCAAACCUUGCUCUCAAAUUGCAGCAAAGAUUAAAGAAGGAUGUACAAACUGUAGGCUGUUCUAACGGGCCGCCGGUUUGCCCGUCUCUGCAUGGCCAAACAGUAUCUAUGACUCUGAUCCCAAAGCACUCCUGAGCCCACCAAACCUGGCUUAACCCCACCUCUGCCCCUUCCUGACGCAUGUCCUAUACUCAGCCUGUCUCUUCCCCUCACUCCUGUCAGUUGUUUGUUCAUUCCUAUUAUCAGGUGCUUGUAUGAUCCAUCCAUUUGCAAAAUCUUUGCAAUACUUUCCAUUGUGGAUUGUGUGUUCAUGGUUUCGUUUCACCAUUUUGAGUGCAUUUGAAUGUAGAUUAACAGCAUUGAAGACUUGCUCUCUAGAGCAUUUGUUUGUUUGAUGACACACUGGUGUCACGGUGUAAUGUUAUAACACACGAUGGCCAGGCUGGAUUCUGUACUGUAAGCUACUGAAGCAAUAUCAUUCCAGCGCAUCAUCACUGAAUGUCACACUGUAAUGUCUUUUAUUAAAGAAAUCAUCUAUUUAACAGUA